AUGGUCUCUAUGGUCGACCACAAUGACAUGGUCAUGGACCCGAUCGUGCCUAAACAUGAACCCGGUCCUGAUGGCUCCAUCAGCUCGGCCGUCUCAACACCUGACCCUGAGGCCGAACCCUUGACGCAGGACGCCGCGCAAACUCAGAAGAGGAAGGGUGGCAGGAAACCUAUCUAUGCCACCUCUGAAGAGCGCAAGCAGCGCAACAGACAGGCCCAGGCGGCCUUCCGUGAACGCAGGACAGAAUACAUACGCCAACUAGAGACGACCAUCAAGCGCAAUGAAGAGUCCCUGCAGAGUCUGCAACAGAGUCAUCGCACCGCCGCCGACGAAUGUCUAAUGCUGCGAUAUAAGAACUCCCUGUUGGAGCGCAUCCUCCUGGAAAAGGGCAUUGAUGUACAGGCUGAGCUACGCCUGAAGACCGGGGCGCCGGGAGCCCCUCCCAAGGCAAACCCCAUGCCCCCCAAGGUAGCGCCAAACGCGGCAGGGCCCCGCGUGAAUCAACGACACCCUGCAGGCAUCGCCUCCAAGCCCGAUGCCUUCGGCAUGUCGCAGCGGGAAAGUGCAUACGGGAUCCCGUCGCCGCAAUUCCAAGCAACGCCCACCUCCCACGUCUCCUCGCCCUCGCACACCAAGUCUCCCGGCUAUGGCUUCCAGGGUGCCAUGUCCCCCGUCGGCGUCGACUCCCAGGUCAGCGGACGACCCCAGCUCCUCCCCCAACCUCGGACCUUCAGCCAGACUUCGCCGCCGGCAAUCAGCAUGCCGCAGACGGAGCCGUCAGAUCCAAAACCCCAGUCCCGCGGCGCGGGAGCCAUGGGCCCUCGUGGUGCGCGGGUCGCAGCUGCUGCUUACUAUCCUUCUCCGUUCCAGAAACACUAUGAUCAGCUCGAACAAGAGUACGACGCACAGGCCGACCUGGUCGACGAUGACCACGAUGGCUCGGCAUCGUACGUCCCAGGAUUCACCCCGCAAUCCGUCGCCUCGGGUUCUCACGCCAUGUCCGCUUUCAGCCAACCCAGCGAGAGCACGCCCAGCGACUUCGGCAAUGCAAAUCAAUUACUCGGCCAGUAUGAGCCGAUGCUGGAUACCGAUCCGUUCGGGUUAAGUGCUAGCAUGCAUUUCCCCACGCCGUUCAACUACGAGCACAACAACUCGCGGCAAUGA
Messenger RNA from Penicillium paradoxum, 1164 nucleotides. Its product is annotated as bZIP transcription factor. Gene Ontology annotation, molecular function: DNA-binding transcription activator activity, RNA polymerase II-specific; transcription cis-regulatory region binding. NCBI's taxonomy places the organism in Eukaryota, Fungi, Ascomycota, Eurotiomycetes, Eurotiales, Aspergillaceae. The record is from RefSeq and is a predicted model, not a curated record. Bases 1 to 1164 code for a protein of 387 amino acids. Gene Ontology annotation, cellular component: RNA polymerase II transcription regulator complex. The transcript has 4 exons.